Molecule: messenger RNA, 2925 nt
Organism: Electrophorus electricus (electric eel)
Lineage: Eukaryota; Metazoa; Chordata; Actinopteri; Gymnotiformes; Gymnotidae
Gene: med25
Product: mediator complex subunit 25
Biological process (GO): positive regulation of transcription by RNA polymerase II
Cellular component (GO): transcription regulator complex; mediator complex
Source: RefSeq, a predicted model, not a curated record
CACCGACCUAGAUCGUCUUUUUCCCCCAAGUCCAUUUCGUCAAUAGCCGAGUCCUAAAUCUGGUUUGUUGCCAUCACGGUAUUGUUCAGCGAAUAUUUUGAAAGUGUUGCAAAAAUGUCUAAUGAACCUACCAAAGUAUAAAUUAAACGAUUCUGGACCUGAAGAUUAAUAUACUGAAUUCUUGUGUGGUAUAAAAAAUAAGCACCAGACCUAUGGUGACCCAUAUGGACACGGCUCCCAAAAUCGGGGCGAGCCAAGUUUCGGACGUGGUGUUUGUUAUAGAGGGAACCGCAAACCUUGGCCCGUACUUUGAAUCCCUGCGAAAGAACUAUAUACUGCCAGCGAUCGAGUUCUUUAAUGGGGGCCCUCCUGCUGAAACGGAUUUCGGAGGAGAUUAUGGUGGCACUCAGUAUGGACUGGUGGUGUUCAACACAGUGGACUGUGCUCCAGAGUCCUAUGUGCAGUGCCAUGCUCCUACCAGCUCGGCAUUCGAGUUUGUGUCCUGGAUUGACAGCAUCCAGUUCAUGGGUGGCGGAGCAGAGAGCUGUAGUCUGAUUGCUGAGGGUCUGUCUGUAGCUCUACAGCUGUUUGAUGAUUUUAAGAAGAUGAGGGAGCAAAUUGGUCAGACUCAUAAGGUGUGUGUGUUGCUGUGUAACUCCCCUCCAUACCUGCUGCCUGCUGUGGAGAGCGUCAGUUACACAGGCUGCACCACCGACGGCCUCGUCCAGAUCAUACGAGACCGGGGAAUCCACUUCUCUGUUGUCGCACCACGGAAGCUCCCGGCACUCCGGGCCCUCUUUGAGCGGGCUUCUCCAGUCGGCGGGGCAGCGGAGUCUUCCCACCCUGACUAUAGCCAGGACCCCUUCCACAUGGUGUUGAUCCGCGGUAUAGCGCUUCCGGUUGCUCCUGGAGGGGGUUCUGGCGCAGUACCUCUCAAACCCGUUCUGCCUCCUCAGCCCCUACCUGUCAGUCAGCCUCCCAUUGGUCCCAGCUCGCAGGCUCCGCCUCCAAUCAGCACCUCUCACCCGUACCAGCCUCAGGCAUCUCUGACUGCGGCCGCGGCAGCAGCUGCCUUGGCUGUGGAGGCGGCCAAUAACCAGAAGAGUCGCUUCCCAGGAAUGGUGAACCCAGGCCAACCCUUCAGUGGCCUGCCCACGCUUCCCACGGUGGGAGUCAAACUAACUCCAGCCAGCCAGCCCAGCCUAUCCACAGUCACCACGGUGUCCACGCCCAUGCUGCCACAGCAACAGGCUGCUCCUCAGCAACAGCAGCAGCCAUCGCAAGUCCAGCCCCCCGGCCAGCCCACGCCCAAUCAGCAGGCGCCUCAAGCCCCUCAGCAGCAGCCCACAGCCAAUCCGCAGGCACCGCCGUCCUCUCAGCCUGGCAUGCCUGGUGUUUCAGCUGCGCCGGGUGGAGCCAAUCCCAUCAGUGCACAGCAGGGUGUACCCAACAAGAUUGUGGCAUGGAGUGGAGUUCUGGAAUGGCAGGAGAAGCCCAAGGCCUCCUCUAUGGAUUCCAACACCAAACUCACGCGUUCGCUGCCCUGUCAAGUGCAAGUCAACCAGGGAGAAAACCUGAACACGGAGCAGUGGCCACAGAAGCUAAUCAUGCAACUCAUCCCUCAGCAGCUACUGACGACUUUGGGUCCUCUGUUCAGGAACUCUCGCAUGGUUCAGUUUCUCUUCACCAACAAGGAUGUGGAGUCCCUGAAGGGCCUGUAUCGGAUCAUGGCUAACGGCUUUGCGGGCUGUGUACAUUUCCCCCACAGUGCUCCGUGUGAGGUGCGUGUGCUGAUGUUGCUCUACUCUUCUAAGAAGAGGAUCUUUAUGGGUCUGAUCCCCAACGACCAGAGCGGGUUUGUCAACGGCAUCCGGCAGGUCAUCACCAACCACAAACAAGUACAGCAGCACCGCACGAUGGGCAAUGCAGGUCCGAUGCAGUCUGGUCAGGUGCCGCCCAAUCAGAACUUCCUCAACCGGCCGUCAGGGCCUAUCCCUGUCACUCACAGCAACGUCCAGCAGCAGUCUGUGGUAGUGGGCGUGGCUCCUGUUGGUCAGGUCACAAUGAUGGAGGAGCAACAAAGACAAAAUAACAUGUUAACGAUGAGAGCAGCAGCAACAGCCAAUCAGCAAACGCCAGUCACUGGCCCACCGCCGAAUCAGGUGGCUCAGGGUCAAGCCCAGCCCCCGGGUGCUAUGCUCCGCCUCCCCAAUCCAGGAGCCAAUCCCCAGCUUCGCAGCCUUCUUCUCAGCCAGCAGCAGCCACAGAGUGGCGUGUCUCACAUGCAGGGCAUGCUCCCUCUCCAGGGUCUGAGUCAGCAGAUGGUCCACCCUGCAGGAGGAGGAGCUCAGAUCCAGCCUCAGUGGAGACAGCCUCUUCCAGGUCAGAUGCUGAUGGCAACAGGUUCAAGAGGCUCCGUCGCACAGAAUCCUGGCAUGCCUCAAGUUUCCAGUGUCAUGGAGGAUGAGAUUCUUAUGGACCUUAUUUGAGGACUACGUUACCCUUAAGCCCUGCUGACAACCACAGUUGUUCAAGACUUUUUACUUUUGCUUUAAAGGAAAAAUGCAGCUGGGCAGAAAAUGGGAUGAGUUAAACAGAAAACAGUUGAUGUGGAAACUGACACACACACACACACACACACACACACACACACACAAGCAUGAAUUCUUUGCAGAACUGUAUAUUGCAACCAGUUGUUUUCAAGCUCCAUGUCACACAGAUAGAGUUGGGCCUGAGAAACAUACCCACACACACAGGGCUGGGUGGGGAAAACGCGCCCACCCGCACACACAGGGCUGGGUGGGGAAAACGCGCCCACCCGCACACACAGGGCUGGGUGGGGAAAACGCGCCCACCCGCACACACAGGGCUGGGUGGGGAAAAUGCACACCCACACACACACAGGGCUGGGUGGGGAAGACGCAU